Ochotona princeps (American pika) is the source of this 1558-nucleotide messenger RNA. It is a transcript of the gene TLCD1, whose product is annotated as TLC domain containing 1. The transcript has 5 exons. The record is from RefSeq and is a predicted model, not a curated record. Gene Ontology annotation, cellular component: plasma membrane. Gene Ontology annotation, biological process: membrane assembly; phospholipid homeostasis; regulation of membrane lipid distribution. NCBI's taxonomy places the organism in Eukaryota, Metazoa, Chordata, Mammalia, Lagomorpha, Ochotonidae. The coding region runs from base 693 to 1436 and encodes 247 amino acids.
CUGCGGCUCCUGCCCUCGGGCGCUGACCGCCGCGGACAGGCUAGUGUCGCCCGGCCAAGCUGCCCUGCACCAGAGGGCGAGGGGGACCGUGGGGAGGGCGGGAGGCGGCAGCUCACCCGGGCCACCCGUGCGCUCUCCUGGAAACCGACUCGGGAGCCGCGCUGGGAUUAAUAGGUAACCUUGGAGUCCUCGGGAGAGGCACGGUCAGCGCCCCUGGGCCUGCGCACUGCACGACUCUAGCUUCUGUCCCCUCAGUUCUUCCUCUUGCACCCUCCUCACCGUCCCACCAGCAAUGGGCGGUUUCCCCUUCAGCCCAGGGUCCGCCUAACUUGCCCCCCAAACCCGUGCUGUCCGCGAACGCUGGGCGCCACAGCGAGGAGAGGCUGACACCCAGCGGCCAGGGGACGCAACUGUCCCUGGCCGCCGCGGGAGAGUGAGGGUCACCCGGGGAGCGGGGGCUAAGCCGUAGGCUUCCCAGCCCCGGCCUGCAGGGAGCCGGGGGAGGGCUGGGGGAGCUGCACGAGGACUGUGACAAGCCUCUUGGCCUCAGGAGCCCCGGGGCGGGCCGGGAGGAGAGUGGCGAUGGGUGACUCAACAGUUCCUAAGCAUCACUCGUGCAGAGCGCCGGAGAGGCAGAACAGCCCGAGGAAGCAGCCUAGAGGGCGGACAGACCGACGGCAGGGAGGGCCAGCAUGUCCCUGCUGCUACACCCCGCCCCGCCGCUGCUGCUGGGAGCCACGCUAACCUUCCGAGCGCUCCGGCGCGCGCUCUGUCGCCUGCCCCUGCCCGCUCACGUGCGUGCAGACCCCCUGCGCACCUGGCGCUGGCACAACCUGCUGGUCUCCUUCGCCCACUCUAUUGUAUCGGGGAUCUGGGCGCUGCUGUGUGUAUGGCAGACUCCCGAGAUGCUGGUGGAAAUCGAGACAGCAUGGUCGCUCUCUGGCUAUCUGCUGGUCUGCUUCUCAGCAGGGUAUUUCAUCCAUGACACAGUGGACAUCGUGGUUAGUGGUCAGACCAGAGCUUCUUGGGAAUACCUCGUCCAUCAUGUCAUGGCCAUGGGCGCCUUCUUCUCGGGUAUCUUCUGGAGCAGCUUCGUUGGCGGGGGGGUCUUAACACUGCUGGUGGAGGUCAGCAACAUCUUCCUCACCAUCCGCAUGAUGAUGAAGAUCAGCAACGCACAGGACCACCCUCUCUACCGGGUCAACAAGUAUGUCAACUUGGUCAUGUACUUCCUCUUCCGCCUGGCCCCUCAGGCCUACCUCACCAGUUUCUUUCUACGCUAUGUUGGCCAGAGGACCCUGGGCACCUUCCUGUUGAGCAUCCUGCUCAUGCUGGAUGUGAUGAUCCUCAUUUACUUCUCACGCCUCCUGCGCUCAGACUUUUGCCCUGAGCAUGCGCCCACACGGCGCCAAAAAGACAAGUUCUUGACUGAAUGACAAAGAGCCUAGGACUUGUGGCAAGGGGCAGCAACAGCCUAGAACGGAACUCAGCCCCACGUCUGGGUGUCCUGGCCACCUUGAGCCUGCACCCACACGAUUGAAAACACUGAUGAAAGCAC